Messenger RNA from Acanthochromis polyacanthus (spiny chromis), 5555 nucleotides. RefSeq names its product centrosomal protein 131 (gene cep131). Gene Ontology annotation, biological process: regulation of centrosome duplication; intraciliary transport involved in cilium assembly; cilium assembly. The transcript is spliced from 30 exons. Gene Ontology annotation, cellular component: centriolar satellite. The record is from RefSeq and is a predicted model, not a curated record. NCBI's taxonomy places the organism in Eukaryota, Metazoa, Chordata, Actinopteri, Pomacentridae. Bases 151 to 3918 code for a protein of 1255 amino acids.
GUGUUACCACAGAGAUGGUGUUAUUUAUCCCAGUAUUAGUCCCGACAGUCAGCGGACACUUUCACCGCUCAUCUGAGGAUUUAACGGGAAUUAAAACACAACCGGAGCUUCUCAGCUAUGGUGGCAUCCAGCUUUUGAAGCUUUCAAAGGAUGCAUACGACACGCAGCCCUUCAUCCAUCCCCACAGGAGUGUCAGGAGAUGCCCUGGACCUCAGCUUAUCAGGCUCCCAGCUCUCCAUGUCCAAGCGGCCGAGCAGCGCCUCGCCAGGGAAGUACUUCUCUCGGUCGGUGUCGGUCUCUGUGGCGGGAGACAGCAGAGGGAAACGCAACACGCUGGGCGACGCCAGCUUUGGUAGCUCCCGCUCCAUCAAGAACCUGAGGCGCUCCAACAGCACCACUCAGGUCAACCAGCAGGCCAACAUCAGCUUAAGUCAGGACCAGAGCGAGGACUACUUGGCUCUGUUUGACAGCAGCUCAGAUGGACGCAAGAAGCUGGCGAGUCUCAGCAAGACGUCACCGGACAGAACCACGUGGAACAUCCUGGACGACCAGCCCAGAGCCUUCCCCCUCCACUCCAGCUCCCGCAGUACCGGCAGCGUCGACUCCCCCACCGGCCUGAAGAAGAGGGAACCUGGCAUUGCUCUGGCCGCCACCUUCACCGCCAACAACAGGAGCAACAAGGGAGCUGUGGGGAACUCUGUCACCACCAUCUUACACAACAACUAUUCUGAGAAGCCGCUCACACCGAAGAGCUCCAACCAGAAGCCGUCCUUCAAUAACAUCCUGAAGGCCACAGCAAACGAUGAGGUGUCCCUAGAAAAUGGAUCCCUCACUAAGUCCCAGAAGAAUUUCUCCUCGGCGUCCUCCACCUCCAACAACAGGUCUCCAGUGUCGGCUCAGCGAGGCAGCCCGGUUCUGUCCCGGAGGAGGGAGGUGACAGAGGAGGAGGCUGAAAGGUUCAUUCAGCAGGUGAACCAGGCAGCAGUCACUAUUCAGCGCUGGUACAGACGCCGAGCCACGAGACAUCACACCAGCCAGGCCACGCUCAAAAAAAGAAAGGAGUGGGAGGAGAGAACAGAGGAGGACGGUCGCUUGGAGCAGCAGCAGAAGAAGGACGAAGACAGAAAACGGAUUCGUGAGGAGAAAGCUCGACUGGCCCGCCUCGCUGCCAUCCAGGAGCUGCAGCAGAAAAGAGCUCAGCGGGCAGCAGAGGUUCAACAUGCAGCCGAGGUGGAGCUGGAAUGUCUGAGGCAGGCUGGUGUGGUGGGACGGAGGAAACCGCCAAAGAUAUCAGCGACCAACAAAAGCCCGGCCUCACCGAGCAACAACAGCCCGAUGUCACCGACAGACGUCAAGACUAAGAACACAGACUCUAAUUUGAAUGUUGUGGUCGACCUCGUGGAGCUGAGCUUCAGAGCCAUUUCUCCAGCUUUGUCCAGCCACAGAGGCUCCCAGUGUUCACAGGAGCAGCAGGUCAGAGCGGAGGAGGAAGUUUGUGUGGAGCAGCAGCAUCAGGAGAGCGACAGGAAAGUGAUCCGUAAAGAGAAGGCUCGUCUGGCUCGGCUUGCUGCUGCUCAGGUCAACACAUCUGAUCUGCAGCAGAAAAGAGCAACUCGGGCUGCAGAAGUUCAUCAUCCAGCCGAGGUGGAUCUGGAAAACCUGAGGCCAGCUGCAGUGGUGGGACGGAAGAAGCUGCUCAAGAUUUCUCUGAGCAACAAAAGUCCGACUUCACCGAGCAACAACAGCCUGAUGUCACCGACCGACGUGAAGACAAAGAACACAGACUCCAAUUUAAAUGUCAUGGCUGAUUUAGGCGAGCUGAGCUUCAGAGCUGUUUCUCCAGCUUUGUCCAACUGCCGAGGCUCCCAGAGUUCACAGGAGAUCCUGCAGAGGUCUGUGAGCGUGGAGGACCAGCGGCAGGGCGCUCUGUCCAGCAGGGCUCAGUCCAAAACCACCCUGAACGAGCUGCUGGACACCCUGAAGCUGCUGGAGGAGGAACCGGAGAGGCUGUCGGAGCCAAAGUGUUACCGCAAAGAAAAGUACGCCUGGAUAGACGAGGACGGGGAAUCCAACUCUCUGACCACCGACAACCUGGAGCGUCACGGCCAGCUGAGCCACCAUCCGGCGCUGCCAGACGGGGGCGCUCUGCUCUCCGAGGCCAAGCUGCAGAGCAUCAUGAGCUUCCUGGAUGAGAUGGAGAAGUCUGAGCAGGAGAGGCCUCGCUCAGUCACCUCCGGAUCGCACAGAGAGGCUGUCCUGUCCGAGGAGGAGCUAGUCGGCGUGGAGCAGGCGUCAGCCACCGCCGCCGAAGUCACCGGCUCCAUGAUGAGAAUCAAAAUGGAGCUGGAGGAGAAAAAACGCACCGUCAACAUGCUGCAGAUGGCACUGGCCCAGCAGAGGGAGCUGACCGUCAGACAUGUGAAGGAGACCGAGAAGGAGCUGAGCAGGAACUUCCAGCUCCAGAAGGAACAAUAUGAAGCCACCAUCCAGAGACACCUCACCUUCAUCGAUCAGCUCAUCAACGAUAAAAAGGCUCUGAGCGAGCGCUGUGAAGGAGUGGUGGGAGAACUGAAGCAGGUGGACCAGAAGUACACCAAGAAGAUCGCACAGAUGCAGGAGCAGCAUGAAAUGGUGUGGCAAAUUCUCGGUCCCUUGUGCGAGGAGAUCAAGAAGUUAAAGGACCUGAUGAGUGCCACGGAGAAGAUCCGCCGGGAGAAAUGGAUUGACGAGAAAACCAAGAAGAUCAAAGAGAUCACAGUCAAAGGUCUGGAGCCAGAGAUCCAGAAGCUGAUAUCGAAGCACAAACAGGAGCUGAAGAAGCUGCGAACGCUCCACGAGGCGGAGCUGCUGCAGGCGGACGACCGGGCCGCCCAGCGAUACGUCCGGCAGUGUGAGGAGCUCCGACAGCAGCUGGAGAAGGAGAAGGAGGAGCAGUGCCAGAGAGAGAGGGAGCAGGCCAAGCAGAGAUACGAGAAGCAGCUUCAGGAGGAGGAGUUAUCGCUGCAGCAGCAGAGGAGGCGACUCUACAAGGAGGUGUCCGACGAGAAGGAGAGGCUGGCCCAGCUGGCCGCCAGGCAGCGCGUCGAGCUGGAGGAUCUGAGGAGGCAGCUGGAGGAGAACAGCUCUUUGGCAGGACGAGCUCUGAGAGAAGAGCUGGACAAAACCCGAGAGGAGCAGGAGAGGAGGCACCAGGUGGAGAUGAAGGCGCUCCGAGAACGUCUGGACGUCGAGAAGCAGGCGUGGGAAGAAAACUACAAGAAGAAAGAGGAAGCCUGGCUGCUGAGCCGCGAGCGAGAACUGAAAGAAGGGCUGCGACGAGAACGUGACAAAGAGAUCGAACUGGCCAUCUGGACGCUGGAGGAGGAGACCAGCAAGGACAAGGAGGAGUGUGAGAGGGUGGCUGACAGCAGGGUGAAGCGAGUCAGAGAAAAGUACGAGUCGGAGCUGAGGGAGCUGGAGCGCUCUGAGAGGACGGCGGUGGAGAAACAACAGGAGCUGAGGAAGCAGCAGAUGGAGACGGAGGGAGAAAUGAUCCGACUUCAGGCUCUGCUCAGGCAGAAGGAGCAGGAGAUCGAAGACGUCACUCAGACCAAGGACAAGCUGGCCGACGAGCGCCGCAGCCUGGCCGAGGUGAUCCGGCAGGAGUUCGCUGACCGCCUGGUGGUGACAGAGGAGGAGAACCGGAGGAUGAAGGUGGAGGUGUCGGAGGUCCGAGCGAGGCUGAGGCUGGAGGUGGAGAGGGUCACCAGGGAGAAGGAGGAGGAGCUGGCUGAAGUCCACCAGCGGGUGAAGUCAGCCAUCUUGAAGAAGGAGGAAACCGUCAAUAAGCUCCGGAAGCAGCACGAGGCUGCUCUGAAGCGGGCGGACCACCUGGAGGCCUUGUGGGAGCAGCAGAGGAAGCAGCUGCUGGAGAAGUGACUGACAGGACGGCCGGGUUUUCGUCUCCGUGGACCUCCUCCCCACCUCUUCACUCUCCUCACCUUCCUGCCGCUGUGAGCUGCUUUGUGCUCAUUGUGUCACCCUUCCCCCCCACCCCCCCACCCCUCCUCUGGAUGUCGUUCCUGCCAGUAAGACUGAACCUGUGGAGCUUCAGAAGGUUGAGGCUGAGCCACCUCAUCUGACAAACAUGACAAAAUGGGGGAAACGAAGGAACAAACUGGGCCUGGCUGUGUAGCCGCCUCCCCCCCAGAUGAGAGGCCUCAGACGGACCGGCCUGUCUGCUCCUUCCUGAAGGAGGGUUUCUGGUCGUUCAGUGCUGCUGUACCCCGUCCUCUUCCCUCCCACUCCGGAGGCAGGAAUGUGUUCCCCACAGAGCUGCCACACAGAACACUUCCAGAUGUUCCCGACCAGCCCGGACCUGCUGCCGGUGGGGGGGGGGGGGGGGGUUCUCCCUGCAGGACCCGACACUCGGAGCAUCAGAGCCCCAAACAAGUCACGGAGCGCCUCUAUCUGUUGAGUCAUGCGUUCCUGUCCCGGUGCCCCCUGGAGGCGAGCGCUAAUUGCUGGAUCCAGAACCAUAAACAGCCCUCGCUGCCCCGCGGCCCGCUCUGAGCAAAACCAAAGUCUAACAUGGCGGUUAGAAGCACUAACGCCGGUUACCAGGUUGAUUUAGAGUGUUUCUAGAAAGAGCGAGUUUGGAGCUUGAAAGGAAAACGAAAGAAGAAAAAUGGGACGUCUGAGGUCAGAUGAUUGCAGAGUGGCUUUGAGAAGUUUUUUCUGAAUGUAGGGAAGAAAAAGAGGUAGAAGGAGGGGGGGGGCAGGAAUGUGUAGAAAUGUUUAUAGGAUUAGGAAAGCAGAGCCGGGACGGAGCGGGGCGGCGGGUGGGUCAAAGGGGGCACCGGGCAUGUGACCGGAGGGACCGAACGCAUCCAAAGAGACGAGUCGCACACAUUCACCAACUCCCAGGAGCUGCCGCCGUUUAUUUUUUUCAUCCCUCAGCCCUUAAUGAAGACAUGUGGAAGCCCGUCUCGCAGACACAGAAAGUCUUUGUGGAUAAGAUUUCAGCGAGAGCCGGUCCAUAGCUGGACUGGGCGGCUGUAACCAGAGUUGGUGCUGCUCGGAGAAACUCUAAACCCCGAAGUAAGGCCUGUUAUUUAGGUACAACGCCAUGUGAAAGAGCACAGUGUGAUGUGACUGUAAAGGCCUCCGGAUUAGACCUCCCUGUCACAGCCUAUUUAUUCUGUCUCCUUUAUUUAUUGUAGCUCUCCACCUUCACGGCGCCACGGGAAGGUCCAGGAUGUGAAGUAGUUUUUGUUGUUUUUUUUAUUGUUUUUGUCCUUUCUGUUGUGGUUGGACGUUACAACUGUGCCAUUUUUAGAUGUUCUAAAAGCUGUACGUCAGGUUUUUCUGACACGGAAGUCGUCCAAGCCACGACGAGUGAAACGUAAACUCGUAAGUAGAGCAGCUUUAGUUUGGUUAGUUCCAUUUAACCGUCGACCGAAUGUAAAGUUUUGGAACAUUUUUAAGAAAAAGAAAAUGUGAAUUAGUCUUGUUUGCCUUGGCUGCUCUGAAGUGAAUAAACAGAAGGUGGCGCUGUGGGCGACACGGCUGUAGAA